This is a messenger RNA of Penaeus vannamei (Pacific white shrimp), 545 nucleotides long. Lineage: Eukaryota; Metazoa; Arthropoda; Malacostraca; Decapoda; Penaeidae. The record is from RefSeq and is a predicted model, not a curated record.
UGUUAUCAUCGGUUGCCGGGUAACACGUUCGGACAGGUCGGGGUCAGUGCAGUGACAAACCUCUUUCAUUUUAUUUUGUUUGUAAGGACAGCAAUUCAUGUGACAAGAGUCGAUUCCCUCCGUUACCUGUUGAAGUCUUGACGGUCACCAUGGGUCUGAGGAAAAUCGUGCAGAAUGGGAAGACGUCGUACAUGUAUUCGAGUUCUUCUCAGGAGGAACUUUUCCUGGUGCUCCUGCAGGCGGGGUCGGCCCACUCCAUGAAGAUCACCGCAGAGAGUGAUACUGUCCAAAGAUGGUGCCGCAACCUUGAGAAAACUCCACAAGAAUACUUAUCCCUUGCAUGCCAGGCAGUCGAGAACUUGUCAUCAGUUCGCGAUUCUGAUGGAAAGGACCUCAAGGAAGAUAUCUUUGAGAUUCAGGAUGAUCACUUGGUGUGGAAGCAGUACUUUCCUGAGAAGAAAGUUUAUGGAAGGCGAGGAAAGUUUACCUUGGAAAAGAUGGAGUAUGAUGAUGCCUUAGAAAAUACAUGAAUGGUGUCAUGGGAG